Messenger RNA from Uranotaenia lowii, 1997 nucleotides. RefSeq lists its product as uncharacterized. The record is from RefSeq and is a predicted model, not a curated record. Bases 1 to 1506 code for a protein of 501 amino acids. The transcript has 5 exons. NCBI's taxonomy places the organism in Eukaryota, Metazoa, Arthropoda, Insecta, Diptera, Culicidae.
AUGCGAAGGAGUCAAGAAUUCCGAUGGAUCAAGGCUACAUAUAACAAAAGGAGGAGACGGAGGAUCUUCCCAUUCCGACCAAUACCAGAGCCUCGUUGGAAGUUUGCUGUAUCUGGUGAUGAACACGCGGCCAGACAUCGGGAUUUGCGUAUCGAUCUCGGAAGGCAGGUUUCAAAACCAACCAAAGCGGACUGGGCAGAGGCAAAGCGAGCCCUGCGGUACCUCAAGGAAACCGUGGAACUCAAGCUUCAUCUGGGAGGGGACUCAGAUGAAUUAGAAGGAUAUGCCGACGCAGACUGGGCUUACUAUGACGAUGCCCUGGGAAAGGCUUUUGGGGCUUGCAAUGGCCACACGACGGUGACGGCACUCACGUCCUCGUCACGGAACAAAUGUGAUUCAUCAUCGGCAGUCGUUAAUCCCCACAACCCCUUGCGUGUGGGUGGUUUAUUCAGGAAGAAAGAUGGAUUCCUUUUUUCGGAACCACCGAAAACCCCGGAAAAUUCGCGGUCCAUAAAGGACAUCCUGUGCACCCAGCAGCGGGAAUGCGCUAUGUGCUGGGACGUGUGCAACCGUAACCACCAGAUCCGGAAGGAGAACGAGCUGGCCCAGCGGCUCCUGCUCAGCCUGAGCCAGAUGAUCCGGAACGAGUCGGUCGUAACGGCCGACAUCGAGUGGACCACCCCGCAGGAGCUGCUGCAGCACCAGCCCCAGCACCCGGUCGUCGUUCCGUCGCCGCUGGCUGCGAGCGAAAAUGUCGAACGGUUGUCCCGGAUUGCGAGGGACGGCGCCAACAGUAGUCAGGUGUCCCGAAUCAUCCAGGCGCUGAGUCAGGAUUCGAGCAGCGGCAGUAGCGAACAGAGUCAGCAGCAGAGCUUCCAUCAAUGUUUGGUUUCGUGGGAGAUUUCCGGCGGAGGCUUGACCGGCAAUCUGCUCACGGAAACGGCCAAAGCCGAACUUUCGCUGUGGCCGAACACCAAGUAUCACGUGCAUGUGACCUGCCGGAAUAAGGAAACCGAUCAACUGAUCCGAUCGCCUCCGCUACUGAUCGACACCUCGGAAGCAAUCAUCGUCAGUCUCCAAGGUACCACCAGUACAACGACGACGACGGCUCCACCGACCGCCCCACCAUCGACUUCUACCACCGCCGCCGCCUCCCCCCUGAGGCCCCUCUCGAUCAACUCGGUAAUCGAGGAGAUCGACGUCAUCCAGGCCACGUCCUUCACCGAUGAUAUCGAAGCGGACGACGAGGACAACUCUUUCGAUGGGCACCAGAAUCAACCGCAGCGCCUGGAAAACCAUCACCGGCAUCGACUGUGGCCCAUGUACAGUGCCGAUUUGCCCGAAAACUCCAAAGAAAUCGUCAUCCUGGGCGUAUUUGUGGCCCUGCUGGCCUUCGUGCUGAUCGUCCUGACCGUGAUUCUGUUGGUCCGACGGAAGCAGGAUCAAAUCGAGGACCGGGAGCUGCUGAUCGAGAGCGAAGUUCUACCAAAGAUCUUGCACGUUUGAUAGGAUGCCGACUUCGUCAGCGGCGAUGGCGAAAAAAGUUUUCUGUAAAUAGCUGUUCCUAAACCCCCCCCCCAGUUUUUCUAAGCCUAAUUCUUUCUCUCUAGGAGUAAACUCCCUGUUCUAGCCCAGUUUCUAUACUUAACAAUUAAAAAUCCAGAUCAUCAAACAGAACGAAUAUGCUUUGAUCAAGCGAUUAAUUUAAUCACCAAUGCCUCUGCGCUUGUGUAAGUUAUUGCGUUAUCUAUCUCUGCCUAUUUUUUUCCCAUUCAAAAAGCCACCCUUAUUCCACGCUCGCUUCGCAAAAGGCUUCUCUUGUUCUGUUCCCAAAGUCAUUCUCCUCGGUUGGCAUUCUCUAGAAAAAAUGCGCUUCACAUUGGCUAAAAAUAUUCACGCAUCAAUCAGUAUGGUUAGUAGGUAUUUAGCUUAGAACAAAACGAGAGAAAAAGUAGCAGAAGGAGAAGCAACAAGUUGCGACAAAAAAAUAAAUAAAA